Molecule: messenger RNA, 2684 nt
Organism: Phodopus roborovskii (desert hamster)
Lineage: Eukaryota; Metazoa; Chordata; Mammalia; Rodentia; Cricetidae
Gene: Grhl2
Product: grainyhead like transcription factor 2
Exons: 16
Coding region: 391-2268 (625 amino acids)
Biological process (GO): neural tube development; regulation of transcription by RNA polymerase II; brain development
Cellular component (GO): nucleus
Molecular function (GO): RNA polymerase II cis-regulatory region sequence-specific DNA binding; DNA-binding transcription activator activity, RNA polymerase II-specific
Source: RefSeq, a predicted model, not a curated record
AUCACCGCGCAGCUCGGCCCUCGGGCUUGUACCCUUUAGUGAAAGAAUUCAGCGCCUUGCGAGAAAGUUACCUGUGGCCGCCCAAGUCCGCCACUUUGCGCUCUGUGUCUGCCCAUUGCCACGAUCCGGGAGGACUCCGCGCCGCCGGGCCGCCUCCGAGCGAGGGCCCCAUGUGAGGGCACCCCCCCCCAUCCCACCUUUCCGGCUAGGUGAGGGCGCGAGCGAGCAGGCGAGCGAGAGUGGUGAGGGGGGACGAAAGCAGACUUACCUGUAGCUCUUGUUCUGCCAUCUCGGGCGCUCUCACACACCUUCACCUGCACAGACUUGAAAGUCCAGUUUCACCAGAGGCUGAGGCUCCAGGAAAAGGGGAGCGAGUUCAUUGGAUCAAACAUGUCACAAGAGUCGGACAAUAACAAAAGACUAGUGGCCUUAGUGCCCAUGCCCAGUGACCCUCCCUUCAGUACCCGGAGAGCCUACACCAGCGAGGAUGAAGCCUGGAAGUCAUACUUGGAGAACCCCCUGACUGCGGCCACCAAGGCUAUGAUGAGCAUCAAUGGUGACGAGGACAGCGCUGCCGCCCUGGGCCUUCUCUAUGACUACUACAAGGUUCCUCGAGACAAGCGACUUCUGUCUGUGAGCAAAGCAAGCGACACCCAAGAAGACCAGGAUAAAAGAAACUGUCUCGGCACCAGUGAAGCCCACAGCACUUUGAUCGGAGGCGAGAACCGAGUGCAGGUCCUGAAGACUGUCCCGGUGAACCUCUGCCUCAGCCAGGAGCACGUGGAGAACUCGAAGCGUGAGCAGUACAGCGUGUCCAUCACAGAGAGCCCCGCUGUCAUCCCAGUGUCAGGCAUCACCGUGGUGAAAGCCGAGGACUUCACGCCAGUGUUCAUGGGGCCCCCGGUGCACUAUCCCCGCGCCGAGGGCGAGGAGCAGCGCGUUGUCAUCUUCGAACAGACUCAGUAUGACUUGCCCUCCAUAGCCAGUCACAGCUCCUAUCUCAAGGACGACCAGCGCAGCACCCCUGAUAGCACCUAUAGUGAGAACUUCAAAGAGGGGGCCGCGGAGAAAUUCCGGAGUGCUUCUGUUGGUGCUGAAGAGUAUAUGUAUGACCAGACAGCAAGUGGUACAUUUCAGUACACCCUGGAAGCCACCAAAUCUCUCCGUCAGAAGCAGGGUGAGGGCCCCAUGACCUACCUCAACAAAGGACAGUUCUAUGCCAUAACACUCAGUGAGACUGGAGACAACAAAUGCUUCCGACACCCCAUCAGCAAAGUCAGGAGCGUGGUGAUGGUGGUCUUCAGUGAAGACAAAAACCGAGACGAACAGCUGAAAUACUGGAAAUACUGGCAUUCCCGGCAGCACACGGCCAAGCAAAGGGUCCUCGACAUUGCUGACUACAAGGAGAGCUUCAACACCAUCGGGAACAUCGAAGAGAUUGCGUACAAUGCUGUUUCCUUCACCUGGGAUGUGAACGAGGAGGCUAAGAUUUUCAUCACCGUGAAUUGCUUGAGUACAGAUUUCUCCUCCCAAAAGGGCGUGAAGGGACUUCCUUUGAUGAUUCAGAUCGACACAUACAGUUAUAACAACCGCAGCAAUAAACCCAUUCACAGAGCAUACUGCCAAAUCAAAGUCUUCUGUGACAAGGGAGCAGAAAGAAAAAUCCGAGAUGAAGAGAGAAAGCAAAACAGGAAGAAAGGGAAGGGCCAGGCCUCCCAAACGCAGUGCAACAACUCCUCUGAUGGGAAGUUGGCCGCCUUACCUUUACAAAAGAAGAGUGACAUCACCUACUUCAAAACCAUGCCGGACCUGCACUCGCAGCCGGUGCUCUUCAUCCCAGAUGUUCACUUUGCAAACCUGCAGAGGACUGGACAGGUGUAUUACAACACAGACGACGAACGAGAAAGCAGCAGUGUCCUAGUUAAACGGAUGUUCAGGCCCAUGGAAGAGGAGUUUGGUCCAACCCCAUCCAAGCAGAUUAAAGAAGAAAACAUAAAACGAGUGCUUUUGUACGUGAGGAAGGAGAAUGAUGACGUGUUUGACGCGCUGAUGCUGAAGUCUCCCACGGUGAAGGGCCUGAUGGAAGCGCUGUCUGAGAAGUAUGGACUGCCAGUGGAGAAAAUCACAAAGCUUUAUAAGAAGAGCAAAAAGGGCAUCCUGGUGAACAUGGACGACAACAUCAUCGAACACUAUUCAAACGAGGACACCUUCAUUCUUAACAUGGAGAGCAUGGUGGAGGGCUUCAAGAUCACACUUAUGGAGAUCUGAGCCCUGGGCACAAGUCCCCUUGACAGGAGCUUCCUUCAAUGCAUUCCUUCCUGGGAUAGAUGUGAUCCUGGAUGCCCCAGAACCUGGAGAUCCAUCUCACCCACCUCACAAGACUGUUACAAGAUUGCUGGGAAGGGUGCGGGGCCCAAGGCCCGGUGACUGUUGAACUCAUCCACUUGCUCCCCAUGGAGCUGAAGCCUGAGCCCCUCCCUCAGCAAAUUUCUUUGGGCCUGUCAGGCCCUUAUUUAUUGCCCAUUUCCCCCUAAGAGCCUGGAGUCCAGGCCCUCCAGGACUCUACAGGUUACUGAUAGCUCCAAUUGAGACAUCCAGAGUUCCCCCUUCAAGGGCAACACAGCCAGUCCACUCAUCUCGAAGUGCCCGGGGAGCUGGUGUGUCUUUUUCUUACCUCUCCACAU